Molecule: messenger RNA, 1533 nt
Organism: Clonostachys rhizophaga
Lineage: Eukaryota; Fungi; Ascomycota; Sordariomycetes; Hypocreales; Bionectriaceae
Source: the annotation of a GenBank genome assembly
AUGAUCAGCCAAUCGGUCCCCAACAACUACACCUUCUCGCCAUCGGAUGCGACACCUCAUUUGACUAUUAAUCAUGAUGUCGCGGCCGAUCUCGACUCUUCCAAUGCCUUCGAAGGCCCUGAGAAGCUCCUCGAGGUGUGGUUCGCCCCAAGCGCUACGGCGCUCCCGCCUGGCGCUCGUCCCGACGGUCUGAAGACUGUUCACGCCGAUACUUGGGUCACAAUGUUGGACAUGGUCAAUUGCAAGAUCCUUUCUGUUCUCAAGUCUGACCCUGUGGAUGCCUACCUUCUCUCCGAGUCCAGCUUCUUCGUCUUCCCCCACAAGCUGAUUCUCAAGACCUGUGGCACAACCACUUUGCUCCUGGGUCUCCGUCGCAUGCUUCACAUUGCCGCCACUGAGGCUGGGUUCCCAUUCCACAAUGCGUCCUCGGUCACCGAUAUUCAUGCUGCUGCCACCCCUUACCGGGUCUUUUACAGCCGCAAGAACUUUCUGUUCCCGGACAAGCAGCGUGGCCCCCACCGCAGCUGGAAGCAAGAGGUCAAGUUCCUCGAUGACACGUUCGAUGGAGGCAGCGCCUACAUGGUGGGAAAGAUGAAUGGCGAUCAUUGGUAUCUCUACAUCACCUCCCCCAACCAAGCCCUGACUCCCCCUCGGACCCCUGAAUCCGAGGCCUUGGAGCCUGUAGCUGGCCGCCAUGUCAAGAUCCCCGCCGGCACGGCUUUGGUCGGAGCUGGAAUGUAUGAUGAGCACAGCGACGAGACGCUCGAGAUCCUCAUGACGGACCUCGAUCCCGAGAAUGCCAAGCAGUUUUAUCUUUCGCACGCGAGUGCGGUCGCGAGCGAUAAGUUGGCUGCCGAGGCGAAGCAGGCUCGGGAUAAGGCAGUUGGCAGCCUUGGCACUCUUGACGAAUUGGACGUUUUUGGAAAUGGGGAGGAAAUGGAACUCGAUGGCGAGCCUCAGAAGCUGGAUCCCAUCGAAGCUCUCACCACCGAGGGCCAUGCGCUAGGCACUGUUGUCUCGGAGAACUGCGGCCUCUCCGACGUCUACCCAACCAGCACCUACCCUGAUGCUCGCGUUGAUGCCUACCUCUUUGGCCCCUGCGGCUUCUCCGCCAAUGGUGUGAUCCCGGCAGCCCAUCCUUCUGAGGGCGGAAAGGAUGAGAAGGAUGCCGGUCACUACUUCACAGUGCACGUCACGCCUGAGCCGGAGUGCUCUUUUGCCUCGUUCGAGACCAAUGUGCCCGCCGGAGCCUCUGGCCGCUCCACGGCGGAGAUCAUUGAGAAUGUUGUCAACAUCUUCAAGCCUGGCCGGUUCAGCGUGACCCUGUUUGAAGGCAAGGGCAAGAGCGCCAACCCAUAUGGCAUGGGCGAUGGCAAUGGUCCACUCAAGCAGAAGCUUGUGGAUCCUGUCCGCGGAUACCGCCGCGUUGACCGAAUCGUCCAUGACUUUGAGGAGUAUGAUUUGGUCUUCCGCUUCUAUGAGCGCGACGGGUGGACCGGAACGAAGGGAGCCCGUGUCGGCGAGGACGAGUAA